AUGUUUCUCGCGCGUUCUUCUCUCGAUCGACUCGAAAAGAAAAGUUGAAACCAGAUAACAGUUUUAUUGACUCUAAUAAGAUAACUGAAUAUAUAUAAAAUAUAUGAUAAAAUCGACCAUGAUAUCAUCAAUGAUAACAGUGUUAGAAUAAAACUGGAUCAAUCUUAGUUUAACAACUGCCCCUAUCACGAUAUCACCGUUUUUAGUACUUCCGUAACUUGUUUUAUCGAAGUGCUGUUCUAUCGACAUCAAUUCACUUUCAUGCAUUCGCGAGAAUAGAUCCUUCGAGAGCAGUUUCUUCGAUGUUGAGGACUGGGACAGAAAUAAGUUGUCACGAUUAAACCAUCGCAAACUAACAAUAUUAGCGUAUUUUUUAAGCCGCAGUUCGCAUAUCAUCGCAAUUAGGCAUCUAAAUAUGAAAUUAUCAUUAAAAAAAAAUAAAAUACGUAUUUUCGAGAUAUAAAUUCGACGCGUCAAAAAGUCAACCAUGUGUAGAAAAAAUUUGGUAUUUUGGUAUUGCACGCUUUUUCUCCUCGUCGCAAUGUCAUCGAAAACUCAACAAAAUUUUACUGGCAAUGAAGAGAAAAAUGAUCAUUUGACAAUACAAUAUGAGAUAGACGGAGAUUCUACAACAAACUACGGCGACGAAAUAAAAAUACGGCUAUUUGAUUUGUACGAAAAAACUACCAAUAAUACGCAAUACGAAGAUGUGCAGUAUAAAUCUCGCACCGUAUCCACGAGCAACGAUCGCGAAAAUGAUGACUGGAAACAGUUUAUUUUUAUACAAGAAUUUUAUGAAAACUUAAUGAGAAUUGAAGAUAAAAACAAUUCUAUGAUCAACAUGUCGCACAAAUUUGGAAAUUUCAGUAAAGAUAACAAUACAAGUUGCAUCAUUCCAGACGAAACGUCCUAUAAUAUUAUUUGCAUUCAACUUUGUUGUCCUCUUGGAUAUCGCCUGAAUGAGGAUGAAUGCAUCUUGGAAAAAAAUAAAUACAUCUUCCCGAACGUGUACGAAUACAUGAAUGAUUCAUUACAGACCAUAAAUAAGACAGUGGACGAAUUGUUUCAGCUGGCCGUCUAUGAUCCGUGUCAGGAUCAACAUUUUAUGCUUUACGAUGAUGAGUACAUGUUCUUUGCCAAUGGUUCUCUCUAUUUAUCUACUAUUAAAAUAUUUGCCAAUUCGACAUCAUAUUGCCUCGCAAUGCACGAAGAUAAGUACGAAGUGACCAUCUGCUUAGAGAGCUUAAAGAGCUGCAUCUUGGAGAGCUUCUAUAUAGAAUACGACAUCUAUAAUUAUGUCGAAAACCACGAAACCUUACGUGUGAACUAUUAUAUAGUGUCUAUACUACUUUUAAUGUCAAUAUUUGUGGUGUACUCCAUAUUACCAGAGCUUCGGAACGAACACGGCUUCAUGUUGCGCAAUUACAGCGGAGCAUUGUCUGUCGCAUACAUAACUGAUUUUAUACCUAUUCUAAUCGAAGCGUAUCAUAUACACCCUUCGGCCUGUUUUAUAGUCGCCUUCCUCAAAUAUUUUUUUUUUUUUACAACUUUUUUCUGGCUAAAUAUAAUGAGUUUCGACAUGUGGUGGACAUUUAAAGGAUUCAGUUCGUUACAAAGAAACGUUAAACAACGAAAACGAAAGAAAUUGGUGUUUUAUUCGAUCUUUGCGUGGAGUUUAUCCUUUAUCUUAGCUAUUAUCAGUUUCAUGAUGGAUAUUACUUCGAAUAUGAAUUUGUACUUUGUCAUAGAAGAUUGCGAGUUCACUGAGAUGGUCGUGUUUACGCCGUAUUAUUAUGGGUUUCAAAGUAUUUGCAUCAUUAGUAGCAUUUGCUUAUCCAUCUCUACGGCAUUGAAAAUCUCGCGCUAUGAAAAUGAAACAGGCAAUCGUUUGGCAAAUUCGGAAAGCCGGAAAUAUAAUGACAAUAAGAAAUGGUCCAAUCUGUAUCUGAAGCUAUUUAUCCUGCUGUUUAUCUUAAUGGGAAUAAAAUGGUCUAUGAUGACAAUAAUGUGGUUAUAUAAAUAUUUAUCGUUAUCUGAACAAUUAUUGAUAUUUAAAUAUGCGAAUUAUUUCAUAAAUGUUAUUGUUUUGACGGAUAUUAUGCAGAAUGUGUGCACUUUCAUUGUAUUUGUGUUGAAAAAAAAGAUCAUGCGGAUGUUAUUGAAGCGAUUCGGCUGCGGUUUUCGAUGCGCAAUAAACGCAACAUCGCCGAGUACUGAAUCGACGUACACCAUUACGUUAGAAGAGAUGCCUAUGCAGAAAAAGAUGAGUUCUUGCGAACAAAGGAUAUGUUAUGAGAAAGAUUCGUCCUGUGAGACUAAACUCUAA
Formica exsecta is the source of this 2326-nucleotide messenger RNA. RefSeq names its product G-protein coupled receptor Mth2-like. The record is from RefSeq and is a predicted model, not a curated record. The transcript has 5 exons. The coding region runs from base 488 to 2326 and encodes 612 amino acids. Gene Ontology annotation, cellular component: membrane. Gene Ontology annotation, biological process: cell surface receptor signaling pathway. Lineage: Eukaryota; Metazoa; Arthropoda; Insecta; Hymenoptera; Formicidae. Gene Ontology annotation, molecular function: G protein-coupled receptor activity.